UUAUCGCCUUGGACACAACUAAUGGAAAAAUAGCCAAGACUGCUAUCGAAAUGGCGAUUGAAGAUGUAAACAGAAACGCCAGUCUUCUGAAUGACACGCUCCUCAAUAUUGAUAUCCGAGACUCCAAACAAGAUGCACUCAUAGGCGCUUCUGCAGCAUUGGAUCUGCUCAGAAAAGGAUGUGUAAGCAUAGUCGGUCCACAAACCUCCGUGGUGGCUGAGUUUGUAGCGUAUUUGGGCGUUGCCGCGCGUGUUCCAGUUGUAACAUUUGGAGCAACAAAUCCCUCUGUCUCAAUGCAUCGAUACCCUUACUUCGUUCGUAUGGUGCCCAGUGAUACAACACAAAUGACAGCAAUAGCAAAGCUGAUAGAAAAGUACAGAUGGAGGGAUGUGGCGCUUGUGUAUGUAGAUGAUGAUUUGGGGACGGGGGCCAUUCCCGCCUUAAACGAUGCCUUGCGACAGGUUGAGGCAAAAAUUGUUUUCAAAGCUGCAGUCUCUCCCAAGGCGAACGUCUCUGCAAUGCGAAGGAUACUUGAGCAUAAGCUUAUGAAGCUGGAGUCGCGAGUAUUCAUCGUGCAUAUGCAUCCGGAUUUGGCCCUAAUCCUGUUUUCCGAGGCGUACAAAUUAAGAAUGAUGAGCAGUGAGUAUGUAUGGAUCAUUACCGACGGAUUGGCCAGCCUAUUAGAUUCGUUCAACGCCACUUCUCUCCUCUCCAUGAACGGUGUGGUGGGGGUUAAAAGAAAGCUCACACAAACCAACCUGCCAAGGCUGAAUGAAUUUGCUAGAAGAUGGAAGAAGCGGUUUAAAGCCCAGAAUCCUACAAUACCAAGCCUGGAAUUAAAUGCCCGUGCGCUUGUUGCAUAUGAUACAGUGUGGGCAAUUGCUAUCGCAAUCGAUCAUCUCCUGCGUAUGGAAGCAUUCAAUGGUAACUUUUCAGAGGCUUCUCGCAGCACCAAAUUUCUGAAUUUCAAGGGUUUUGAGGGUGGAGAGCAGUUGCUUAAUCAGAUCCUAGAGACAAACUUUCUUGGCUUGAGUGGUCCUGUUCGAAUUAGUAAAGAAAGCGGAGAUCCUCUGGAGAGCUCGUAUGACAUUAUCAAUGUUGUUGGCAGUCGUAUUAAUGUAAUUGGGUCAUGGACAGAAAGGGGCUUGAAUAUUACUUCAACACAAGUAGUUAAUUGGGGUGGUGGAUCAGGAAAAACACCACGUGGGUGGGAGAUACCUGCACCAGGCAAGAAACUGAAAAUAGCGGUGCCUUGGGAGUUAGGGUUUUCACAAUUCGUCAGCGUAAAACCAGUUCAAGCCAAGGCAGGUGCACUAAAUAAGACAUAUGAGAUUAAAGGCUUCUGUAUUGAAGUGUUCAAAUCGGUGCUCAAGAGAUUGGAUUAUGAAUUGCCAUAUGAAUUGAUACCUUAUGGAACUGGCAAUGUCACCGAGGGCUACUAUGAUGACCUCGUCUACCAGGUCUAUCUCCAGAAAUUUGAUGCGGUAGUGGGAAAUGUAGCAGUGAUAGCAAAUCGGAGCAAGUAUGUAGAUUUCACACAGCCGUACACGGAGACGGGACUGAUAAUGGUGGUAGCAAAUUCAGACGAGGGAUCAAGUGACCCUUGGGCCUUCCUGCUCCCAUUUACUCCGGCCAUGUGGAUAACUACUAUUGCAUUUUUCUUCUUCACGGGAGGAGUUGUUUCGUUUCUGGAGCACAAGCAAAAUAGGCAAUUCAGAGGGAAUCCUCGGAAUCAAAUCUUGACAUUCAUCUGGUUCUCUUUUUCCACACUCUUCAAGACUCAGAGGGAGAGGAUUGUGAGCAGUCUGGGCAAAGCAGUGGUGAUAAUUUGGUCUUUUGUAGUUUUAGUGUUAGCGUCUAGUUACACCGCCAGCCUGUCGUCAAUGCUUACCGAGAGGGAAAUUGUACCAAAGUUUGAAAGCCUUGAAUCUCUCAUUGUCCAAAAUUUGCCAAUCGGGUAUCACCAGGGAUCUUUCAUAGACAAGUAUUUGGAACACCAGUUGGGUGUGAACAAAAGUUUGCUUUGCCCAUACUCAUCUGUACAAGAGUACACAAUUGCACUGAAGAACGGACCCACCAACGGAGGGGUAGCCGCCAUAUUUGACGAUCAAACUAUUUCUAAUUCACGAAUCGUAUGAUUGAUUCCAAUUGUGUGUACAGGUGUUUCCAAAGGGGUCUCCGCUGGUUUCAGACAUUUCCAAGGCUAUAUUAAAUCUCUCAGAAAGCACAGAGAUGCAGGAAAUAAGGAAAAGGUGGUUCAAUUCAAGUGAAAGAAAAUGCAAUGCAGAGUCUGGCGGACUGGAAUCAAACAGAUUGAGCCUCAACAACUUUUGGGGUGUAUUUUUGCUGACAGGAUGUGUGUCAUUUCUCAGCCUGGUCUACUAUUUCUGUCGCCUACUUUACCGGUUUGUGUACAGAAGCGAUAAUUCAUCUCAUGUUAAAUCCAUCUGCUCCCGAUUGCGAACGUUUGCCAAUUAUGCAGACCAGAAGGACGUCCCGCCACCAAAAAGAAAGAGAUGUGAAACCGCCAUUUCGUCAAAUGGAACCGCCGCCUCCAAUUCCUUUCAAAUCACUGUUUCAGCAGGACACAUAUAAGCGGCACUCCAUAUCAACUAAAACUACGCUAGCUUGUAAACGUAUCUUGACCACAAAGAGUGAAGACUGGGUCAACUUAAAUUAUCAUGUCCAUGGCUAAUUGCAGUACUGCUACUGAUACAAUAACGGAUAAGUCAAGCUCACUGUGACAAUUUAUGUCUAGUCUUUGUAAUUUGGUGAGGUGUGCAAUGCAUGUAUGUUACUUCCCUUUUUUAAUAAUUAAACCUUUAAUAAAGAAAUGUUU
Molecule: messenger RNA, 2839 nt
Organism: Cryptomeria japonica (Japanese cedar)
Lineage: Eukaryota; Viridiplantae; Streptophyta; Pinopsida; Cupressales; Cupressaceae
Product: glutamate receptor 3.1-like
Exons: 5
Coding region: 51-2138 (695 amino acids)
Cellular component (GO): plasma membrane
Molecular function (GO): glutamate-gated receptor activity
Source: RefSeq, a predicted model, not a curated record